Messenger RNA from Staurois parvus, 1404 nucleotides. The record is from the annotation of a GenBank genome assembly. NCBI's taxonomy places the organism in Eukaryota, Metazoa, Chordata, Amphibia, Anura, Ranidae.
AUGGCGUGCAAAUGGAUAACACAGGAGACUUUUGAUGCCGUUGUACAGGAAAAUGUGGUAGAAUUUGAUAUGGAACCAGAAGAAGCUUUGAAUGAAGCUAUUCAACAGUUUGAAUCACAAGGUGUUGACCUGACAAACAUAAUUAAGGAAGUUCGUAAAAAAAAUGAUGAUAGUGGGGCUGCCCCAGGCCAUGACAUUCUGCAGACAUUGGACUCAUUGAGACAGGCUGUGGAUUCUGGGUCUACAAGCAGUUUCUCUGAAAUUCUUAUUCAGUUUGGGGAUCAGUGUAAACAGGGUAUGGGGCAUCGGUACCUAGCAGGACAGAAGUUUGCCUAUCCAGUGGUUCUUGAAGCCUGGAAACUUUCUGAGGAUGACAGGGAAGCACUACUGAACGUUCUUUAUGCUAUGUCAUCUCUCACUGAUGGGCAGCCUGAUUUGUUCGAAGGUGUUGGACAGGAGCUGUUAAUUCGUAAUUUAGAGAAUUUUUCACAUGAUGCUGAGGUGACCUUAAUGGCAAUCCGUUUAACUCGGCACACAUGUCUGAAACAUGAGCAGAAUCGACAAGACCUUGUUAAAGUGGGUAUUUUACGACACCUUACAGAAGCCAUAUCAAACCAUGGAGCAGAUCCAGACGUGGUGCGUGAAGCUUGCUCUGCUUUGAGGAUUAUGACCUUUGAUGAUGACAUUAGAGUUCCAUUUGGACAUGCACAUGAUCAUGCGAAGAUGAUUGUUUUGGAGAAUGGAGGCCUGAAACUGUUGAUAGAAGCUGCAAAAGCUUUUACAGAUAAUACUGGAGUACUAAGUGAACUAUGUGCUACAGUUUCCCGCCUUUGUGUACGUAAUGAGUUCUGUCAAGAUGUUGUUGACCUGGGUGGUCUAAAUUUCAUGGUGGCUCUUCUAGCUGACUGCAUCGAUCAUCAGGAGCUUGUAAAGCAGGUAUUGAGUGCAAUCAAGGCAAUUGCUGGCAAUGACGACGUGAAAGAUGCAAUAGUCAGUUCUGGAGGGACAGACCUGAUUGUUCUUGCGAUGUCCAGACACCUCUCUAACAUUCUGGUCUGUGAACAGGGCUGUGCAGCUCUUGCUAUGUUAGCCCUACGUAAGCCUGAGAACUGUAAAGUUAUUAUGGAAGGAGGCGGAGCAUUAACUGCUCUCCAAGCCAUGAAGGCGCAUCCUAAUGAUGCCAGUGUACAGAAACACGCCUGUAUGGUUAUUCGGAACUUGGUUUCACGUACCCGAGAUUUUUCACAACCCAUCUUGGAAAUGGGAGCGGAGUCCUUAAUUUUACAGGCUCGCAGCACUCACAAGGACUGUGAUGAUGUAGCUAAGGCAGCACUACGAGAUCUUGGCUGUAAAGUAGAACUCCGAGAACUGUGGACUGGCCAGAAAGGCAACUUAGUGCACUAA